UGGAACAUAGCCAAAUUAAUAUUAUUCUUGUGUCAUGUCGAAUUGUAAAAGUUUCUCAAAGAAUUUUAAGCUCACUCGUCGACUGAAGUUAAGAUAUGAAAUACAGUUUAUUAAAUACGAUGAAUUAAAGCAGAAUCUUAAUCGAUUUGAUUGUGGAAUAAUUUACGAUUGACAAAAUUGCAAAUAGUUUGUAAAACGAGGAAACACCAGCAAUGUGGAUUAUUUGCAUACUAAUUGGACUUUUUCAACUUAUAAUUCUGUUGAUGUUGUCUGGUAUCCUAUUUUCCGUUGCUGCCGUUUCGCGUUUGAUGGAAAUAACGAUUAUCCUAAUAUAUCCUACAGCCAUAUUUUUAUUACGACAAGCUGCAAAUUUGAUCAUUCUUCUAACAAUCUUGAUGGCAAGAAUGACAUCUUCGGCGUUUCACAAACUAUGCAUUCUUGUUAAAUGCGAUCAACAGCAGGAAACGACUCUUCAACAAGAACGUCUUGCUCAGCUUCAGCUUGACAUGCAAACUCCUUUUGUGCCAUAUAAAAGUAGCAUUCUUGAAGAAAUACCGCAAGAUAUUCGGUUUUUAAAAGAUGAAUUUUCCGUUAUAUUAUCAGACAAUGGUAUAAUUGAACCUGCACAAAAUCAAUCACAGGAUAAUAGCUUAAUGGAAGAAUCAAUUGCACGAUAAAAUCUAAAACAACGUGAAUUUAUCCAUGAACAUCAAUUAAAACGUUUCGAAAAAUUAUACUCAAUCUCGAUUGUGAUAAUUCUAAAAUUUUGAAGCAUACGGUUCGGAAACAAAUCGCGUGUGUAAAUAUGUCUCAUGGUAAAAGAGAAUUAUACAGAACGG
Molecule: messenger RNA, 839 nt
Organism: Trachymyrmex cornetzi
Lineage: Eukaryota; Metazoa; Arthropoda; Insecta; Hymenoptera; Formicidae
Exons: 4
Coding region: 213-677 (154 amino acids)
Source: RefSeq, a predicted model, not a curated record